AUACUAAAUAAACAAAACAAGUUUUUAUUUUUCAUUUAUCUGUUUUAGAAUGUGACCUGCAGCUAAUCGAAGUUUCUGUGCUGGGACUAUUGAAAACUGAAUAUCAACAUAUAUUUGUUUUUGUUUUUCUUAUUUAGCUGUUGUUUUUAUUUUCCUAUCUGUUCAGCCCGCUGCUUCAAGUCAUAAUCUAGAAUGUUUCGAUGAUAGUAAUCUUUAGAUAAAAGAUCAUCACCCCAUUGAUAUUGGUCGCUCUCGAUAUUAAAGUUUUGGCUAUUAAAUCUCGUUGGCUCAGACUUCGUUUUCAAAAUGGUUGCAUUCAGCAAGCAUUAUUUACCAUUUUCUUGCUAUGAGGUGGGACACACUUGGACUCCCUUUUGUCCAAGUGCUUCAUCUGGUGUAGGUUUGUCAUGUUUUGAGGAGGGACUCAAAAUCUACUCAUCAGUUUACUUGUUAUCAGCCCUGUUAAGUGGGAAGUUACCUAAUAUUGCUCAGUGUAAAAGAAUCUUUUCGAGCAUAGUACAGUCAUCGUUUUUCCUUGCUUGUAAUGGAUUUUGUUUCAUUAGUGCCUUUUGUAUCUGCAGGAAAAUUUUUGGUCGGUUUGGAGUAUUAAGCAGUGGCUUUUUUCCUUCAUUCAUAGCAAAUCUAAUAGCAAUAUUAGUUGAAAGACCUACAAGAAGGCCUGCAUUAGCAAUUUAUGUCACCAAUGUGGCUUCUGAAACAAUCUAUAACCAGCUUGUAGCCAGAAGAUUCUUAACACCAAUUCCACAUGGAGAUAUUAUCAUAUUUUCUCUUACGCUAGCAGGCCUGUUCAGGUGGUUCCAGACCACUCAAGAUCGCAAUAAUUUUUUAUUCAAACUUCUAAGGGCUCUAGUUGGGGAAGGGGAAAUUAGGUCGCCGUCAAACUUACCCACGGUGAAAACACCCCUUGGUAAAGGCAUUUGGAAUAAAAGUCAUCCACUCUGUUCUCAUACUCAAGGGUGUCUUCAAAAUUCUUUUCAAGUAUUAUUCAAACGAUUCUUGUGUGGAUGGGGUCUUCAUGCUUCUGUUUCCGCGAUUUUGUCUUUCCCUCUUAUUAUGAGGAAACCAUCGAAUCUGUUGCUGCUCCUAAAGGGAAUGAAACAUGUGCGCUUCGGUGCUUUCAUUGCGUCAUUGGCUACAAUAUAUCAAGCUGUUUAUUGUGCCCUCCGCUGGCUUCAAGAUUCCAACAGAAAAAGUCACUCUAUUUUAGCUGGCCUAUUGGCUGGAAUAAGUGUAGGAUUUUAUAGAAAUUCAACACUUAUCCUUUAUCUUGCCUGGAAAACUCUUGAAGUGCUAUAUUAUGAAGGGAUGGAGGCUGGAUAUUUGAUGAAAGUACCAGGAUUUGCUUCUUUCUUGUAUAGUUUAUCUACUUCUAUUUUGUUUCAUGCAGCGGUAAUGGAACCUCAUAAUUUAAAACCUUCAUAUUGGAAAUUUUUGAUGAAGAUAACUGGAAGCAGAAUUUCACAACUAAAUCGAAAAUCGCUAGAUUGCUUGGGUCUUCAAAGUUCAAAAAUGUUGCCAAAUUUCAAUCCAGAAUAUGAAAGCAACCAUAUUAGUGAUCAGUUCAAACUAUGGCUUCAAGGUCACAAAGAUGAAUAUUAAAUAUAAUUAGAACAUUACAAUUCUGUAUUUUUAAAUGUUUAUAUUUCAAAAAUGUAGUCGAGAUAUUAAUUUGAACAGCGAACAUUUUCAGUUAUUAAAUGGCUGUACCACGCUCAA
Messenger RNA from Daphnia pulex (common water flea), 1737 nucleotides. RefSeq names its product transmembrane protein 135-like. The record is from RefSeq and is a predicted model, not a curated record. NCBI's taxonomy places the organism in Eukaryota, Metazoa, Arthropoda, Branchiopoda, Diplostraca, Daphniidae. Bases 307 to 1620 code for a protein of 437 amino acids. The transcript has 9 exons.